Messenger RNA from Penicillium macrosclerotiorum, 1035 nucleotides. RefSeq lists its product as uncharacterized. NCBI's taxonomy places the organism in Eukaryota, Fungi, Ascomycota, Eurotiomycetes, Eurotiales, Aspergillaceae. Bases 1 to 1035 code for a protein of 344 amino acids. The transcript has a single exon. The record is from RefSeq and is a predicted model, not a curated record.
AUGAAGGUUUCCUUUGCUACUCUCCUCACCAUCGCGGCUUACGCCUCCGCCGCCCCCGCUGGCCUGCCUGUCCUGUCCAACCUGUCCGGCCUGUCCGGUCUCUCUGGUCUGACUGACCUGACCAGCAUCCUGGGUCUUGAUGGCAUUUCCAACACCCUCAACCUGGGUGACAUCACCAAGGAGCUCGACCUGAGCAACCUGCCCGUUGUCUCCAAGCUGGCUGACCUCACUUCCCUGCUGAACCUGGGCUCCUCCUCCACCGGCAAGAGCGGCAACACCCCCAUUGCCCAGAACGGCCACCUUGUCCAGAACCUGGGCCCCGAGCUCAACAAUGUUCUGACCAUCACCGGCCCCAACGUCCAGACCCUGCUCCUCGAGCUGUCCCCUGAGGUCACUGCCCUCGUCUCUGGUCUGGGCCUCCCUGGUCUUGGUGUCCCUCUCGGCUCCAUCGUUGCCUCUGCUUCCUCCCUAGGUGACCUUGUCACUGGCCUCGGCCCUCACGUUGACGGCCUUGUCACUGUUGUUGGCGCUGAUGUCGGUGCCCUCCUGGUUUCCCUCUCCCCCGAGGUCGCUGGCCUCGUUUCCGGCCUUGGUCUCCCCACCGUGGGUGUCCCGGUCGGCACUAUCGUUGCUACUCUCGGUACCUCCCUCAAGCGCGACAACGUCCCCGCCGCCGGUGAGAUCGUCCAGGACCUUGCCCCCGAGGUCAAGAACAUCCUGACUGUCACUGGCCCCAACGCCAAGCAGCUCCUGAUCAAGCUUUCUCCUGAGGUUGCCGCUCUCGUUGACGGCCUCGGUCUGACCUCCAUCGGUGGCUCCGUUGGCUCCGUUAUCAAGACUGCUGGCAACGUUGGCGACCUCCUCACCGACAUCUCCACCCCCGUUGAGCAGCUCCUGAUCGUCACUGGCGAUGACUCCUCCAAGCUCCUGAUCCAGCUUUCUCCUGAGGUCGCCGCUCUUGUCACUGGUCUCGGCCUCCCCUCUGUCGGUGUCCCCGUCGGUGCCGUUGUUGCCACCCUUGGCAAGAACCUGUAA